This is a messenger RNA of Tetranychus urticae (two-spotted spider mite), 1021 nucleotides long. RefSeq lists its product as uncharacterized. The record is from RefSeq and is a predicted model, not a curated record. NCBI's taxonomy places the organism in Eukaryota, Metazoa, Arthropoda, Arachnida, Trombidiformes, Tetranychidae.
UCUUGUUGAAGAUCUAACAACCUUAAGUAACUGAAAUUAUGUUUAGCCGAGGAUCAGUUGGUAAAAAGAACUAUUAGCUGUAAAUAACUGACUUUGCUCAACUCUUUGUUUAAUCUGAUGCCGCUUUGGCUUACAAGUUUAGGGCAAGGAUUGUUUUAAAUUUUAUUAGGCGAGUUAUUUAACCGAAAAGGAAAAUUGUCUCUGUCUUUCAGAGCUCUUUCUGUCUUUGAGUUUUCUUCUCUCUCAAUUCCCUAGAUAUUAGAAAAUAUUUUGGUUCCUGGAAGAAUUCAUUUGUUGCUUUUUUUCUCUUAAUGUUUGGUUUCAUCUUCUUUCUCCUCAUUAAUAUUUUACAUCUGUGAUUGUGUGCUUUGUUUUUAUUCAAUUUCACCAUAAUGACCAGUCCACAUGGAUCGAACUCUGCUUUUUUACCCCAGUCAUCUUUACCUUUACCUUCGCAUCAAUAUAUGGACUGUUCAAAGGCUAAAAUGUUUAAAUGUGAGGGUGACUCUGAAUUGGACUCAGUUGCAACAAAUGCAGUCAAUAUGAAUCAUGGUUCAAAAAGAAAGCAAAGUUUAAAGUUAUCUCAAGCUAAAUCUUACCGAAACGACGAUGCUAAAAAAUUAGCUGACCAACGUUGGAGACAAAGCAUUAAUGAAUGUUAUGAUAUUUUAAGAGUCUAUACCGAUAAAGAUAUUGUUUUUCGGGAUGGAACCAUAUUGAAAGGUAAAGAAUCCAAAAGUAGAAAUGACCUUCUUUCAAAAUCUAUAGAUUUGAUUGAAGAUCUGGAAAGUUUAUUCUCUGAGUUGUGUUCUCGGCAACCGGAUUCAUUAAAUAAAAAGGAAUCUUUGACUUGUUCAAGAGAAAAGUUUAUCAAAGACAAAACACAGAUUAAACCAAAGAAUCUCUCCCGACAACAGUAGUGCUGCACAUUAUUUACUGUAUUAUAAUUUAAAUUACAUUGCAUUAAGUUUUUUGAUACAUAUUGUACUAAUUUUCUAAAUAUUUACAUUUAAUUUUAUAA